UGCAACUUUCUUUCCUCCGUCGUCGUCGUCCACAGCAUCGACAUGCAAGCCCUGCGCCUAGCGCGUCCCAGAGUUUCUCUCCGCACCGGUGUGCGUACUGUCACGGCUGCUGCCAACUCGUCUGCCGCGCACGCCGCCCCUCAAACCACUACCGCCGCCUCCGCGAUCCCGCUCAGCAACGUCGAGGCGCAAUGGGAGCGGCUCUCGUCCGAGGAGCAGCUCGCCGUGCAUCAGCAGCUCGAGGAAGUCCAAAAGCGCGACUGGAAGAUGCUUUCGAUUGACGAGAAGAAGGCUGCGUAUUAUGUUGCAUUCGGUCCCCAUGGUCCCCGCAAGCCCACAACCCCGCCCGGCGGCAGCCUCAAAAUCGCUCUUGGAACUCUCGGCCUCAUCGGCCUCACCGGUGCCAUCUUUGCUACCAUCCGCGCGACCGCACCACCUCCGCCGCGUACGAUCAACAAGGAGUGGGAGGAGGCCGCGAAUCAGCGCGCCAUCGAGAACAAGAUGGACCCUCUCAGCGGUCCCUCCUCCGAGGGCUACACAGGGAAGGGCUUUGUGACACACAAAUAGACGGCCUCUCGUCUGCGCAAGCGGGCGUGCACGGCGCGAGACAGCUGGAACGGACCGCGGGUUCUCUGUGCCGCCGCUGGCCUGUCGAGGUCGCUCCCGCCUUCGGGUGCCGCGCGCGUAUCUACACAGAACUUGUACCUCGCAAACUUGCCGACGCUCCCUGUCGUUUCCAAAUAAACUACCGCGGUUUUUUGCUGA
This is a messenger RNA of Phanerochaete carnosa HHB-10118-sp, 765 nucleotides long. RefSeq lists its product as uncharacterized. Lineage: Eukaryota; Fungi; Basidiomycota; Agaricomycetes; Polyporales; Phanerochaetaceae. The coding region runs from base 43 to 567 and encodes 174 amino acids. Gene Ontology annotation, biological process: mitochondrial electron transport, cytochrome c to oxygen. The record is from RefSeq and is a predicted model, not a curated record. The transcript has 4 exons.